AUGGAGAUGGAGAGGAAACACACGACUGAGAGGAUAUUAAACCUCACCCUGGAGAUCAUCUACCUGCUGACCGGAGAGAAUUAUAUAGCUUUCAAGUUAUCUGAAGGCUUGGUUGCUUCCAAUAUGAUGAAGAUUCGAAGCCCCAUUAUAGAGCCUCCGUCUCAGUUAUUGAGAAAGAACAAAAAGGUCCAGGAAGUCACCAGCGAGAUCAUUGAGCUGCUGACAGGAGAGGUUCCUAUAAGGAGUCAGAAUGCAGCUGGUGUUUUCUCCAUGGAGGGGUGGGAUUAUUUAGGAGGACACAAUGAUCUCUUCAAGGACGUCAUGAUGGCAAACCGGCCGCCCCUCACAUCACCAGGAGAAAACCAGACUUCCUGGAGGAAACGUGCACCAAGAUGGGAAGAACAUACAAACUUUAUGCAAGAAGUGCCCAUGGUGGGACUUCGGACCUCAACAUUUCAAGAUGGAUCCAGUAACAGAAAUACAGCAGGGAGAUGUCCCCGUCCUCUGUAUUCUUGGGAUUCCCUUCAGGAACAACACAAGAUCCCUCAUUGUUAUCAGGUUUCGCUGGAUGCACUCCAGAUUGAUGGUAGAACAAAAGCUAGAAAGGAAGCAGAAGAGAUGUAUGUGAGGGAUCAUGAGCCAUGUGAGGAGGAGAUCCCUCCAGAGAUCAGCACAGACCAUGGUGACACCGGACCAAUUAAUUUAGAUGUCAGUGCGGAGGAGGAUGACGUAAUAUGUGUGAAGAUAGAAGAGGAUGAAGUACCUAUAAAUAUUAGCACAGAUGUUCAAGGUACUGGUUAUAACUCAAAGAAACGUCAUAUCGUCUUUCCAGGAAAUGAAUUAGAUGUCAUCACAACAGAGGCUCUGGAGAAAAACCCUGUUACCCCAAAUCAUCAUCCAGCUCUUCUUAGUGCACAUCUAUUAUCUCAUCCCUCUACGCACGGGAGGAGUUUACCCAAUCACCCAACUCCUAUAACCCAUCGCCCAGAUCACCGAGCGGGUCCAGUGUUCCCGUGUUCUAUUUGCGGCAAAUGCUUUAGCUGGAAAGGCAGCCUCGUCGAACAUCUGCGAAUUCAUACUGGAGAGAAGCCAUACUCCUGCUCAGAAUGUGGGAAAUGUUUUGCCAAAAAAACCAAACUUACAUUACAUCAGAGGACCCACACAGGGGAGAGGCCGUACGGCUGCACAGAAUGUGGGAAACGGUUUACCAGGAGGGACCAUCUCAGCAUACAUCAGAGGACCCACACAGGGGUGAAGCCGUAUUCAUGUACGGACUGUGGGAAGAGUUUCAGCCAGAGAGCCUUUCUCAUCGUACACCAGAGGGCACACACGGGGGUGAAGCCGUACUCGUGUACGGAAUGCGGGAAGGGUUUUACCGGAAAAGCCCACCUUAUUGUACACCAGAGGACUCAUACCGGGGAAAAGCCGCAUUCGUGCCCAGAAUGUGGGAAAUGUUUCACUGAAAGAUCUCAACUUCUCAGACAUCGAAUGAGUCACUCUGGUGCCCGUCCGUAUUCGUGUCCUGUGUGUGGGAGAGGUUUUAGCAGCAAAGCCAGUCUGGAUAGACAUCAACCCCUUCAUGCAAGCGGUAAUCUGCAUGAGUGUCCCGAAUGA
Molecule: messenger RNA, 1614 nt
Organism: Staurois parvus
Lineage: Eukaryota; Metazoa; Chordata; Amphibia; Anura; Ranidae
Source: the annotation of a GenBank genome assembly